Molecule: messenger RNA, 770 nt
Organism: Didymodactylos carnosus
Lineage: Eukaryota; Metazoa; Rotifera; Eurotatoria; Philodinida; Philodinidae
Source: the annotation of a GenBank genome assembly
AUGCUUGAAUCUGUUCAAAAUACGACAGCAACAGCAACGAAUAUACAAAUUUUAAAUAUAUUUACACGUCGAAUAACAUUAUAUCUUGGCAUACCAUUUUAUCUAAUUGGUAUUAUUGGUGGUAUAUUCAAUACGUUAAUGUUUACGAAUUUUCAUAAACUACGUGUAUCAUCAUGUGGUAUAUAUCUACUAUUAUUAAACAUAAUUGACUUAGUGUUGUUAAAUAAUAGUUUAUUGAUACGUGUACUGCAGUAUGGUUUCAAUUAUGACUUACUUAUAAGUUCAAAAAUCAUAUGUAAAAUAAGAUUUUAUGUAGGACAUUUAAGCGUCAUGAUCUCAUUUAUACUUAUUAUCUUAGCAAGUUUAGAACGUUAUGGAAAAACUUUAAGAGUACGUAGAACUGUAUACGAAUGUUUGUUUUUAAAUGAGCGAUCAUCGUCAGAGAGCAAACACCGGAUGGAGAACUAGGUGUUUUUCCAACAAAAAUAUUUUGUUUCAACGCAAGAAUGUUGAAACAGACAGAGUUUCCAGAGACCUUUCAGAAAAGGUUUCCCAAAUGCUUGUGUGACUCACGUGCUACAGCUGACGAGGGAAGGUCCCCAACUGUUCAGAAGCUUUUGGUCCAAAACUUAGUGGACAAUAGGUAAUCGAGUGUCCUGAUUCCGAAUAGUACAUUGGUUUGGGCCCAGUUUUAGUUUAAAGACCCGGUUUUUUAAAUACUGGGUUUUUGGGGUCGAAAAACCAUUUGCAAUAAAACAAAUUUUUGAUCC